Hyla sarda is the source of this 2974-nucleotide messenger RNA. It is a transcript of the gene HROB, whose product is annotated as homologous recombination factor with OB-fold. Bases 399 to 2255 code for a protein of 618 amino acids. The record is from RefSeq and is a predicted model, not a curated record. The transcript is spliced from 10 exons. NCBI's taxonomy places the organism in Eukaryota, Metazoa, Chordata, Amphibia, Anura, Hylidae. Gene Ontology annotation, biological process: recombinational repair.
AAUUUGGAAGUAGUGGCUGAGCAUGCGCCCUAAUGUUCCACUGAACAAGGGACCUCGGUGAUCAGUGCAGGGUCCCAGCGGUUGGACCCCACUGAUCAGCUGCUUAUCUUGGGAUAAGGGGAACCUCAUUCAGAGGUGCAUGAGGAGAAGAUGCUGUAUAAAGUGGCAUUCUAUUCUUACAGGAUACAAAGCAAAUAUUUUCAGGGGACAGUGAGGACUAUGAGUCAAACAGCAAUGGACCGUAAGGUCAGCACAGGCCAGUGCAAGAACUUUACGUGGGUCCUCUUCCAGCAGAUUCAUGUAGAGUGAGGCCCUAGAGCGCCCCCCUUCACCGUAGCCUUUACAACUGUGCCAGUCUUUCUGUUGGAUUAUAAUGUAACUAGGCCUUGUGGGAAUUAAUGACAACAUUCCUUACCAGCAACCUAAUAGAUAGUAUGAGGUCCUAUUAUUUUUUUAAGAAAGGCAUUGUUCCUCCAGUCCUUCAGGACCCCCAUGCCCACAUGGCUUUAAGUUUUCAGGACCUCUUCUGUUCCGGGUCUGAAGAUUUUGAUGAUGAGGAUUUCGUGUCUGCACUUGAAGAUGUAGAGUCCAGUCAGGGUAACCAUGAACCAACAUCUGUCAAUCUUAGGCCUAUCCCUAAAUACACUAUUGAAGUGUCAGGGGCAGGAAAGUCCUUACCAGUGCAGCAUAUGACUAUUGCUGAUAGAAGUGUGAGAUCUUCAGAAACACUAAAUGCACCCCCCGCAGUCCAGGAAGUGGAUGAUGAGGAACUUUUGUCUCUCUGCAGCGAGGUAGAGGCUGAGGUGUCUCAACAUCACCGCCAGGUACCAAAACCUCAUCUGCUUCUCAGACCAGUUAACCAGGACAUUGGAAAAGACUCAAAUAAUUCUUCAUUCCAGUUGCGACCACCUCGAAGUAACAAUGAUGCAGGAGUCAGACAUUGUCUGAGCGAUAUCACUGCACAGUCACAGCAUCCAAGUUUCAUUGCUAACCAUAAUCCCAGUGUUCAUCUAAGUGAAAAUGGACCAAGUCAAUCCCCAGGACCAAGUGCUAAGAGGCCAUGUUUGAGGCCUGGUGUGGAACCCCAGCCUGUUACCCCUGUGAGAGGUGGAAGCUUCACUCACUUCUCAAAUUCUGCUUAUCCCCGUCCCAUUGUGUCGCCCAGUGCAUCAGGCUCAGCAAACACAUGGCAGACUGGACCUACUAACUCGCACCCAAUACCAAGAACUCCUCUUUCAUCUCCUCGUCCAAACACACCAAAUACUCUGCAGACACCGGUGGUCACCAAUCAUCUACUACAGCUAAUGACAGCAGCUAACAAGACCCCUAAGAAUUUGCCAUGGGAGACCCCUCCACCCAAAGAGAGGAGAUUUCCAGGACCAGCAGGACUCCUUCCACAGCAGGGCAGUGGCAGAAAGCUUGAUGAAAUCCUGGUGUCCACUCCUCACACGCCGAGCCACGGAGCACGUGCUAAGCCACAUAGUAAUAAAGGGAGAUCCUCACAGCAGCAAACAGAAGAUCAGUUUAUCAGAGGUCCCUGGGCCGCCAUGAAAGCCGAGCUGUCAUUGGAUGAAAAUGACCCCACUUGCUUCCUCCGAACAUACAGCGUGGUCAUGGUUCUGCGCAAGGCAGCUCUCAAGCAACUCCCGCGGAACAAAGUCCCAAGAAUGGCAGUGGCCCUUAAAACGCUAACCCCGGCCAACGGAGAUGCUAGUGCAGUGUUCAGAGACCCAACAGGAGAUAUUCAAGGCACCGUCCAUCAUCUUCUACUAGAAGAGCGAGAGAGUGAACUAAAGAUUGGGAGCAUUCUCUUGUUAGAACAGGUCGGAGUGUUCUCACCGUCUCAUCGUAAUCAUUAUCUUAAUGUGACCCCAAGCAACUUGGUAAAAAUCUAUCCCCCUCUAGAGGAGGGUGUGAAAACCAAGGGACCACAUGAAGUGGAUUUUAACAGCAACCAAACACGGUCACCACUCCAUCCCUCAUCCAGCAGAGACCAGCCCAGUGCUGCACAGAGACCCUCUCCCCCUCACUCCAGCACUUCACAUCCCGGAGUCUCCCAGUCAACAGAGUCUCACCCAUCCUCAAGAAGUCUUCACCCUGCAAGAUCUCUUCCUUCCUUCAACACUACAUGCUCAAGAAACACCCAACCAGCACUUUCUCACCCACCAUUCAGCACAGAGCAGCCAGAAACCCCACAGGCAGACUGGGAAUUGGAUGAUCUUGACUCGCUGUUUUGUGACCUUCCAGAAGACUAACAUGUGGCUUUCAAACCAAAUAUCACCAGUAUUAUAGCAUUGGCCGGAAUCUGUCGAUGCACUGGCUGCUGGGACCUGUAAAUAAAUAAGACUGAUGGUAUAUACUAGAAGGAUUUGAACACUGCCUCAGUGAUCUCGAUUCUCAAGAGCCUCAUCAUACUUCAGUUUUUGUCAUUGUAUAUUGUGAAUGGAGAGAGCAGCCGCACAUUGUUACAGCCCUUCUGAUCUCUCUAUAUAAAAUACAGACUGGUAUAAGUGACAUCUGUGUUCUACUGACAUUGCCAAGAGUUGCAAUUGAAGCAAUCCCAGCCCUAAAGUAAUAAAUGUCCCACUGUUAGUGAUCAGAGCGGUGUUACCCAACCUGUGGCUCACUGGUUGUUGCCAAAGUAUGUGGGAGUUGUAGCUUGGCAACAGCUUAAGAGCCUUAGGUUGAGGAACACUGGAUUAGAGUAAUAGACACAUAUUAAAGGGUAAUGCAGUACCCCCAGUUGUGAAGCUAGUAUUCCCAGCAUGCCCUGCCCAGUGGUUAUGCAGUAUUCGUAUAUCCAAAGUAAUGUGGAUGAAAGUAAACAGGAAUCUAGUACUUCUGGUUUUCUAGCUUGAUCACCCACAUUCAAAUACAUCCAAUUUGAGUGUCGGCGACAGUAAAUGGUUAAGAGUCCAUAUUUUUCUGUAUAAGCUGUAUUCUGAGCUGGUUUAAUAAAGUUAAUGGAAAUGUU